GUGGAGUCCCCUUCUCUGGAGAUCUUCAAGCCCCGCCUGGAUGCCAUCCUGAGUGAUGUGCUCUGGGCAGCCCUGCUUUGGCAGGGGAGUUGGACUGGAGGAUCCCUAGAAGGUCCAACAAUUCCAUGGUUCUGUGACAGGGGGACAGGUUUUGGAAAUGCUCCUCGCCCCAUGCCAGCUGCCUCUAAAACAAACUCUCGGUGGAGAGAAGGUUUCUCUGGGAAGAAAAGAAAGGGCUCAGCAGGGAGAGGCCUGCAGAGACCCCACUGUGACCGGUCCCCCCUCAGGUUCAGGGGUGCUGUGGGCCUGACCUCCCUCUGCCAGGAUCUUGCUGCAGAUCCGGGGCUAGGCCACUGCUCCCCACCUUGCUCUGGAUGUCUCCAUAUUCUUGAAAUACCAGCUCCCUCUCCUAGCACCCAGCUCUGUCACCGGUGACGCUGGAGAGCCAGCCGCCGGGCGGAUGUGUGCCCCACGGGGGGAUCCCUGCUACCUUCAUCAUCGUCACCCCCUCCUGAGCGGCCAGGGUACAAAAGGAGGCCGGGAGCAGCGGGGUCAGCAGGUUCAGACUCGGCCAGAAGGCGAAGGAGGCAACCACCAGCUCCAGGCAUCCCGCUGCCGGCACCAUGACCAUCUUCUGCAGCCACUGCCACCGGCCACUGCAGGCGGAGACGAGCUGCCUGCCCAGGAGGGACAACCAGGCACCCAGUGCUUCCAAGCCCUUCAGGUCAACCAAGAGUGCCUCCAAGGCUCGUCGGGACCAGAUCAACGUGGAGCUGCAGGCGCUGCGUUCCUUGCUGCCCAUCUCCGCCCGGGAGAAGGAGCGGCUCUCCUACCUCCACACCAUGGCCCUGGUGUGCCUCCGGCUGCGGGGGGCUCAGCUCUUCCCUCCAGACUCAGCUCCUCCAGCGGGACCCGGCCUUGGCGCAGAGCUGCUCUCCCUGCUGCCGGGGUUUCUGCUUGUGCUCUCAGCCAACGGCAAGCUGGUCUACAUCUCGGAGAACGUGGCUCAGGUCCUGGGCCUCUCCAUGGUGGAGCUGCUGGCCCAGGGGGACACGGUCUUCGACAUCCUAGAUGGGCGAGCGCACGAGGAGGUGCGCAAGAAGCUCCUCCUUGCCCAGGAGGAGCCCGGCAGGGAAGUCACGUUUGUGGGCGAGAUGCGGACGUCCAAGGCCUUGAGGCUGCAGCACGGGGGGAAUCAGGCCGUGGCAGUGCGUGGGCGCUUCACAGCCCUGCGCUGGCCGGCCUCCCCCUCCGCCACAGCCUUCCUGGCCCUCUGCACCCCCGUCGCACGGUUGCCUGCGGACGGUGACGCUGGUUCCCAGGACCACCUCUUCCAGAGCACCCACAUGCUAGACAUGACGUUUACCGACGUCACGGAGAGUGUCACCUACCACCUCGGCUACCGCAGGGAGGAACUGAUCGGUCAGUCAUGGUACAACCUCCUGCACCCCGAGGAUGCUGACCUAGCGGCCGCCCAACACAGGGCCGUGGCAUUUGGGGCUGGGGCCGCAGCAGAGACAGCAGUGCUGCGCCUGCUGCGCAGGGACCGGACCUGGGCCUGGCUCGGUGUGUUGGCGCAGCGGGACUGCAGGGACCACUCCAUCACCUGCACCAGCCGCUGCCUCAGGGAGGAGGAGGCGGCCUACCUACGUGCCCGACACCACCACAACAACCACCACCACCUCGCACUCUGCACCACCGCCCCGCCACUGCCGCCCGCACCUCCCGCCGCGGCCCCGCCGGCGGCCGGACUAGAGCUCAGCCUGCUGGCCGCCCAGCUCCGCGCCCUGGCCGACAGCCUCUCGCCGCCCCCCGCUGCCGCCGCUCCGGCCUGGCCCGGGCAGGAGGCCGCCAUCUUCCCGCACGACGCCUCCUUGGCCUGUCUCCUAGGCAACGCGGCGGAAGGGGCGGGGCUUCUAGCCGCGCAUGCGCCCUGCGCCUACUACCCGCACCAAUAAAACGUUGGCUUUCUUCCCUUGUCAGCCUAUCGGCUUCCGUUCUGUCUGCGCGUGCGCCGCCCCGCCCCGCCCCUUCCGGUCGCGUUGCUUUCCCU
Messenger RNA from Calidris pugnax (ruff), 2053 nucleotides. Its product is annotated as neuronal PAS domain-containing protein 4-like. NCBI's taxonomy places the organism in Eukaryota, Metazoa, Chordata, Aves, Charadriiformes, Scolopacidae. The record is from RefSeq and is a predicted model, not a curated record. The transcript has 9 exons. Gene Ontology annotation, molecular function: DNA-binding transcription factor activity, RNA polymerase II-specific; RNA polymerase II transcription regulatory region sequence-specific DNA binding. Bases 624 to 1958 code for a protein of 444 amino acids. Gene Ontology annotation, biological process: regulation of transcription by RNA polymerase II.